GGGCGAGCUUCGGUAGAGUGUGUCUGCGCAUGCGCGGCCUCAUGUUGCUUCAUGCUUAAGAGCUAAAUCUCCGAAGCCUGAGUUCUCAGGUUCCUGCCCAGGCAUGACCGUUCCGCCAUCUGUGAGCACGUUGGCCCUUGCCUCGCUUUUCUGUGCCUUAGUUUCCUCAUACGUGAAAUGAGGAAGUUAAUGGGACCUUCGCAAGUGGCGGUUUUGAGUUUUCCAAAGGUGCUGGACCAUCGGGACAAGGUUUAUGAGCAGCUGGCCAAAUACCUUCAACUGAGAAAUGUCAUUGAGCGACUCCAGGACGCUAAUCACUCGGAGUUAUAUAUGCAGGUGGAUUUGGGCUGUAACUUCUUCGUUGACACAGUUGUCCCAGAUACUUCCCGGAUCUAUGUUGCCCUUGGAUAUGGCUUUUUCCUGGAGUUGACACUGGCAGAAGCUCUGAAGUUCAUUGAUCGUAAGAGCUGUCUCCUCACAGAGCUCAGCGACAGCCUCACCAAGGACUCCAUGAAUAUCAAGGCCCAUAUCCACAUGUUGCUAGAGGGGCUUAGAGAAUUACAAGGUCUGCAGAAUUUCCCGGAGAUGCCUCACCAUUGACUUCUGCCCCCACUCCACUCCCCCACUUCAUAUUAAAGAGACUGAAUUCUUU
Talpa occidentalis (Iberian mole) is the source of this 652-nucleotide messenger RNA. RefSeq names its product ubiquitously expressed prefoldin like chaperone (gene UXT). Gene Ontology annotation, molecular function: transcription corepressor activity. The transcript is spliced from 6 exons. NCBI's taxonomy places the organism in Eukaryota, Metazoa, Chordata, Mammalia, Eulipotyphla, Talpidae. Gene Ontology annotation, biological process: negative regulation of transcription by RNA polymerase II. Bases 178 to 600 code for a protein of 140 amino acids. The record is from RefSeq and is a predicted model, not a curated record.